This is a messenger RNA of Esox lucius (northern pike), 1492 nucleotides long. RefSeq names its product GTPase IMAP family member 4-like. Bases 476 to 1267 code for a protein of 263 amino acids. The transcript has 4 exons. Gene Ontology annotation, molecular function: GTP binding. The record is from RefSeq and is a predicted model, not a curated record. NCBI's taxonomy places the organism in Eukaryota, Metazoa, Chordata, Actinopteri, Esociformes, Esocidae.
CUGUUUAAUUCGCAACAGUAACGUCCCGUGAAUUUAAUCCCCUGACAUGAUGCUGUUCUUUGUUACGGCCAAUGUAUCUCUGGUAUGGUAACUAUGUUUCUUUACUACAUACAUAACUAUAUUGAUCGACGUUUCGUUGGAUAAUGACUCAGGCGUGUUGAUGACUUAUGAAACCCUCCCAUUAACCAAAAGUGAAAGAGGAUGCGGCUCUAAAGACUAAAAGACACACAGUAUGCACGUGAGUGCCGCAUCUCAUUUUAUAGUUCGCUACGUUUUGUCAGAGCCGUACUGUGUUUCAAAGUACAUUUGUGAGCUCCUGGGAAGAAAACAUAUGCACCUCCCACGGCAGAACCUCCUGCCAUAAUAAGAGAGAGGGAGAGUCGACAUCGUCAGGGCAUCUGUGAGGCGGAUCGAGGGAGAAGUCAUUCCUUUCUUGGAUCUUUCGUGACCGAACAGUUCAUCAGAUGGGAGAGACAUGGCGAGCUUUGCCAAAGCGGACGAGGAGCCAGGCCGUCUACAUGGAUUUGAGCUGGGUGAAAUAUCCACACCCACUGGUGUUUCGUCACAACAUCCCGUUAAGCGCGACGGACAUGGAGAUCUGAGGAUCGUUCUGCUGGGGAAGACUGGAUCAGGGAAGAGUGCAACAGGAAACACCAUCCUGGGGAGGGAGGCGUUUAAAUCAGAGUCUUCUCCGGUGUCUGUGACAUCACAGAGUGAGAAACAGAGUGGAGAUGUGAACGGAAUGAAGAUUGAUGUCAUCGACACCCCAGGAUUUUUUGACCCCACAACUUCUCAGGAAAAGAUGAAAAUGGAGAUCGAGAACGCCAUUAAAAUGUCAGUUCCAGGACCUCAUGCGUUCCUCCUGGUGAUCAGUCUGGGGAGGUUCACAGAGGAGGAGCAGAACGCCGUGAAGUGGAUCCAGGAGAACUUUGGAGAAGAGGCCUCAAAGUACACCAUGGUGCUGUUUACUGGUGAAGAUCAGUUAAACGGUAAAUCAGUAGAGGACUUCUUGGAACCUUGUGUUUCACUUCAGGAACUGAUAAAAUGUUGUUAUAAAAGAUACCACUGUCUCAACAAUGUUAAUCGAGAUGAUCACUCUCAGGUCAUCACGCUGCUAGAGAAGAUAGAGCAGAUGUUGGAGGAGAACGGAGGUGAACCCUACACCAGCGAUAUGGGCCAGAGGGCAGAGAGCAAACUGACCAGGUCAAACUCUCAGCAGGGCAAGCCAGAGGGUUGGAGAAGUGUGUGUUGUCCUUGCCUGCGGUAGCAGGAACAGUCCAGCUGGUGUUUAAGCUUUUCACCUCUUGGUCAAAGGGGAGAUGUUGUCAUUGAGGCAUAUAUGCAAUAUAGCUACUGAGUACAAAAGUGGGUACAUUGUGAGUACGUUAUGCUGUGCGCUGGUCCUGAUUAAGUAGUAAACAUUGAGGCAAUUAACAAUCAAGAUUAUAGGCUUCCUGUUCUAAAAAUGUUUGAAUAAACCGUUUUGAGGUUA